AUGUCACCAACGCUUCGUCGUUCCUGCACCGCAUGCUACAAGUACAAACACAGCUGCGAUCUCCGCACCCCGCGCUGCUCGCGCUGCAUCAAGCGCAAGGUCCAAUGUGUCUACGCCAAUCAACCCUUAACGGCGCCGGAGGAGACCGGAUCGUCCACGUUGAGCAGCUACAGGUUCCCCGGUCUCGACCCCUUCGACUCCUACCCUCUAACUCGUCUACCCCGGGAGCGCGUGCAGCGUCUGAUCCAUAGCUUUUUGCACAAAAUCGCAUUCCAGUACUACCCGCUGGAUCUGAACGCCACUACCAAUCCCUUUCUCAUCUCCUGGUGGCCGUUGGCGCUGGGGGAUCCCGCUCUGUUCCACGUCUCCCUGCAGACAGCGUGUCUGGAUGAAGAGCUGCUAGCCCAAAAAGGAUUCCAGGGCUCCGAGAUCCUCAUGACCGACUCGGUAUCGCUCCUCCGCCGCAAGAUCGAAGAUCAGUCACUGGCUGUGCAGGACGGCACCAUGAACUCUGUCAUCACUCUAGCAGCCAUCGAAUUUGGAAAGGGCAACGUUGACAUCGCGAUGAUGCAUAUCAACGGCGUCAAGAAACUAGUCACCCUGAGGGGUGGCAUCAGUUCCGUAAGACAGACCAGCCCGUUGACUGCUAGAAUGAUCAGCUGGGUGUCGAUGAUUGUUACAGGCUGUCCCCAAUUUGAGACUCAGGAUGAUGUCGGUGUCGGAGACGGUAUACCUCCGAUUCCUGAAUGGCAGUUUGUUUCACCGAUGUCCCUGCUUCCGGAAGACAAAACAACCGACUUUUUCGACAUCAUUGAAAACGACGUCGAGAGCUCAGUCCAAAACGUCUUCAUCCGUCUCCGCAACAUUUUUCAACGUGCGCGAAGUAUACCAUUUCCUCCAACCCACCUUCAUGACCUUACCUGUUUCGUCAUCCACCGACUACUCCUCUCAGCAACUGGAGACACCACAGUAACACCAAUCACCGAAUGCAUACGCUACGCCACCAUUCUCUACAUGUUCAUCGUCCAUGGACCGACCUACUAUUCACACGCCGUCGUUCUGAACACGAUGGUCACACGAUUUGUGCAGCAGCUCAAGCUGCUCGAUCGGCAGCCCCGUGUGCACACCUCGCUUGACGUCUGGUUCGUGACGAUCGGCAUGGUGGCUGCUACUGGGACUGACCCUGCCCGUUACCAAUGGUUCUUAGGGAGGGCCAGUAUGAUUGCUUCAGGAACGUUACAGCUGUGGAAUAUGAGUGACGCAAUGGACAAAGUCAAGAGAGUCCUAUGGUUUGACACACCGCAGGGAGAUGCCAUUUUCCGCCCGCACUGGGAUGUGGUUUUCAACGAUGCAGCAGACAUGUUGGUACACCGGCUCGAUCUGGCGGUCUGUGUCUCGUCGAGCGAUGCUGAUGAAGGGCUGUUACAAGCCAUGCACAUGCCCAAUACAUUGUAUGAGACAACGGCACUUGAAGACUAA
Aspergillus saccharolyticus JOP 1030-1 is the source of this 1479-nucleotide messenger RNA. RefSeq names its product Zn(II)2Cys6 transcription factor. Gene Ontology annotation, molecular function: DNA-binding transcription factor activity, RNA polymerase II-specific; zinc ion binding. Gene Ontology annotation, biological process: regulation of DNA-templated transcription. The transcript has 4 exons. Lineage: Eukaryota; Fungi; Ascomycota; Eurotiomycetes; Eurotiales; Aspergillaceae. The record is from RefSeq and is a predicted model, not a curated record. Bases 1 to 1479 code for a protein of 492 amino acids.